AUGUGGAGGGGGUGCUGCAACUUCUGCACCAGAUACAGCACCGGCUUUCCGACCUCGGGCCAGUCGGCCGGUUCGCCUGGCAACAGUGGUGCGGCUGUUUCGCCCCCUUUGUCGGCUGCCUGGCGGAGGCGAGGCAACCGGGUGGUGGGCUCGCCAAAGUCGCAGAACUCUGGGCGGAAAGGUGCUUCUAGCCGAUUUCGCGAGACAGAGAAGAUUGCCUCCUCAAACAGGGUUGUUGUCACAGAGCCACUGGCCGACGAGAUUUAUGCCCUUUUAACCAGAGACCAUGACGGCCUAGACGACCUGUUGCCGCCGUAUGGUCUGCAGCCCGAUUCGGGCAAUUCAUCCGGCCCCGGUGUAGCCCCGCUCGAGGCUACGCUACUGUCACCGACUGGCCUCCACAAGCCGCGUAGUGACUCCGUGCCAAAUGGUGUAUACCCGGCGCCGGGACCAGCUUUUCUGGUCGCUUCGCAACAGCCGGUCGUUUCGUUACCCACCCCUCGGCACACUCGUCGUGUCAGCGAUGUCAGCAGUGCUGCCACAGACUCGUUGACUGCACUCACGCUAACUCCGGCCGAUCUAACGCCAUCUUUGCGAAGACGCAACUUUGAAAUAGACCCAGAAGUCGGUCGUCGGCCGACCCUAGUGAUUGAGACGACAGCUCGUCUGGCCGAGGCCGAGAUUAUGGGUUUCGAUGAGUCGGAGAGAAGCGAAAGCCUGGCCCCGACCAGUGGAAGUCUUAACUCGAGCGAAACUAGUUGCGGCAGUCCUGCACCCAGUCCUCUGAAAGAGAUCUCUAGAACCCUUCAACUGACUCAGCACCACGACCAAGUUGCACUCGCAGGUGUUGGCGACAAAGGCGCCGGCAGUGAAGAGGAUAAAGACGCUGGCAAACCGACCUGUUCAGUUAAGCCUGAAACGCAGAAACCCAUCUCUGUCACCGGAAUGUCUUCCCUCUUCAGCAGCCGAGUUGGCCGGUUUCCAUGGGGUCUCUCCAAACCCGUGACCGCCAGCAUCAAUUCAGAGGCGACAAAUGAGACUGCGGCUCUUGAACGGGGCCUUCAGAAGUCCGGCCUUUCCGCAUCGCCCGACCCUCUUGAGGCUCCCGGCGACGAUGAGGCACAGGCUGGUUGUGAAAGUCUGUCGAGCGGUUUGAUUGGGCGGUCAAAGAAGAAGCAGAGACUCAAGAAGGGCUCCAGUUUGAUCAAACUGAAAGGAGCCGGCUCAUUCAGGAGGGCUGUUGCAGUUGCAUCCAGUUCGGUCUCUUCAAUGGCGCCGGUUGGAAUUCAGAAGAAGGCCCCUCCUUCGUCUGUCACGGCCGAGUCGACCUCGACACCGACGUCGGCGACCCCCGGACGAGACCCGUUGUCACUCAGUCCCACUGUAACCAUGGCAUCGGCCAGCACAAGCCUAGUCCAUUCGGGCCCGAGUCAGGCGUCGCGAGACAGCGGCCCUAACGAGGAGACGAGCGAUGCGGAAGAAGACAAUGGCGACCAGCUGUCCAGCCUGCCGGGACAGCCCGGCUCUCGGCUUCACCACCUACUCGGUCCCAAACUCGCUCUUCUGCCAGGCGUCCGCCCAUGCGACGUAGCCAGGGCCGCCGGUCACACGCCCGUAGACUCGAGCAAAGAGUCUACGAGACCGGUAAUUAACCCCUAUCGUGCCAGGUCUGGCAGUCUGCAAGUCACUAGCUUUUUCGACUUGAAUGACAUACAAUCGCCAGGGUUGGAUAAUGAGUUUCGAACCAUGGGUGGGUUGAGUGCCUGUAGUCCCUCAGCCUCUCUCAGGAAGACAAAUAUGGAGGGUGUGGGUGCUUCCGGCAAACAUACUGGCUUACGUCGUGGUUCCCUUUACAUUUUCAGAAAUAGUGAUGAACCCAUUGUCACCCCGUUCGCCCAGGUUCUGGCAAGUCUACGGAAGGUGCGAGCCAACUUCAUCUUUUUGACAAAUGUUCAUAGCUCCAAAGAGUAA
This is a messenger RNA of Protopolystoma xenopodis, 1971 nucleotides long. Lineage: Eukaryota; Metazoa; Platyhelminthes; Monogenea; Polystomatidea; Polystomatidae. The record is from the annotation of a GenBank genome assembly.